GGCGGGGCGGAAGCACUUCAGAGACAAAUCAUUUCAUUUCAUUUCAGUUGGAGAUUCCGCAAAAUAAUUACUGCUCGCGAUUACGCUAAUGGAGAAGCACGUAAGGCUGGGAAACUAAAGGACAUGCUGACGAACGCAUCAUGGCGUGACGACAAUAUGAAGCCAUCGUCUUGCAGUUCGAAGACGUGUCUGCCUGCGUGGCAUCUGAUUGAUUCUGCUCGUUGCUGGUCUGAGAGAAUUUUACGAUUCGGAGGUUUGAGGCUGAGGGUUUCCCAUCGAUCGUCAGAACUGAGAGGAGAGGAGAGGAGAGGAGAGUGAGCUCGUAAUGUCGGACCUCAGUCUGAUUCUGCCCAAGCGCGGCAGAGAAACGUCAAGUCUUAUCGAUGAACGACCGACACGAAGAAAAUCACUGGAGGACGAGGAACGUGGACAGAUAGAAAUCUCCGGCCGGAAUCUCAUGGACUCAUGAUUUGUGAGUUACACUCGAAUGGUGUACCAGUGCUUGGGAAGUGAAUCCAAGGUCAUGGACGUGGCCUGCAGACAGGGAAGGUCAAUCAGCCAGCCGCAUUCUGAGCCCAUGCAGCAGCGUCGUUCAUCUUCAGUGCCCGAAUGGCUCCUGGCAUUCCGCCGAGGCACAUUCUGGAAAGCAUGGCCUGAGAGCGUUUUACUGAAUGGAACUCAUUCCUGUCCAGAUGACCUCAUAAUUCUCGUGCGUCGAUUGGGCUGGUCCGAAUUGCCUCCUCCGUCCUGCGCACGUACGAUGGAAAUUUCUGUCAUCGGAUAGCGCCGACGCCGAGCACACACUUUAUAAGAGAUGCUCUGGGAAACCAGAAGCCGGGAGUCCCUUGGAGGGAGUUGCUCGCUCGGCAUCGGGACGUGUUUCGAAUGGGGGGCCUCCAAACCUGGUCGAGCAGCUGAAUUCGAGAAUUGCAGAUGGACGACAUAAGUAGUCACCUGCAUCAGGUUAUGAAUGGUUACGACUUCGCACCUAGCACAGCUGCCCCUUCUUCCAGUUGGGUUCUCCCGAAUCUGAUGGUGCAAGUUGGAAGGGAAGGCCUCGGUGCUUUCCCCGGUAUCGUCCGCGAGGUUAUGCUUGAAGGGACGUGCCUAGUCGCUCUUGCGGAGUCCACUCGAGGUGAACACGUGAUGGCCAGUGAAUCAGACCUGACGAUGAUCGAGCCAGAUGUAUCAGAUGACGUGAAGAUCGUGUCUGGCGCGUAUAGACAUAAGACUGGAAAGCUCGUCGAGAAAGUCGGCUCGCAAGGACUCGUUCUACUUGCUGAUGGAUUCGGAUUGAGGUACAUUGACAUGAAGUCCAUCGGCAAGCUAGAGUUCGUAAGUCAUACGUUUAUCUCGGAGUACGAAUCCUCGACCGACGAGAAAUAUGCUGCGCAACGAGAGGGUGGGCACGUGCGCGGCAGCAAUGUCGGCAGACGAAAACAAGGUGAACAUACAUACAAUGACGAUAAUGAUGCUGAUGAUGCUGACUCAAACGAGCGUAGACAAGAUGUUGAGCCAACCAGGAGUGAGGAAGAUCAUCAACUGAAGGUUCAUAUUGAUGUGCAUGAAGAAGACGAGAGAGAUAAUGAACCAAGCAGGAUUGAAGAUGAUCAACAAGAUAGCACUGCUGAUGCUGCCACAGAAGAUCAUAAGGAAGCUUUUGUGUCAGCCACAGCUGAAGAGGAACAAUUACGUAAGGUUGAUGUCGAUGUGCCUGAAGAAGAACGUAGAUCAGAUCAUGAGACAGCCACCAUGGAAGAAGAUUAUCAAGCUAAAAUUGAUGUUCACGUGCCGGAAGAACACAGCAGAGAUAACGAUAAAUCAACCAAGAUUGGAGAUGAGCAACGAGGUAGAAUUGCUGAUGAUGCGCCGACAGAAGAUAGCAGAAAUAAAGAACCGACAAAGAACGAAAAUGAUGAACCAGAUAAAACUGAAGAAGGUAAACAUGAUGCGGAGUUGCCAGAGCAAGCAGAUGUUCUGAUUAUCGGUAUCGUUGACGCAAUCAACAAUCAGGAAUGUGUUUGUUUCACAGACGAAACUUGAAGUUACUGAAUUGAGAAGAGCACGGGCAUGCUUUACAAUUCACUGAGUUUGAAGAUUAAGAUCCAGGACAGUCAGCGGUCAGGAGUGGCACUAAUGCGCCGCAGUAAACCUUGAGUUAUAAAGUUCAGAAAGGGGCACAUUGAGCUGUAUAAGAAAUCUCAGAGAACGAAAUGAAUCUAGCUCGUCUUAGACAUAGGAUAAGGUUUUGAAGUCUUUGAAUGUGAGGACUGAAGUUUGCCCACUGCCUGCUUUAAAAUGAAGAGUAACCUGAUUAAUGAAGCUGGUUUGAAGCAGACCUUCGGUCUGACAUCUAAUGCAUUCUAUGUGGUCAGGAUGCUGUUACGUAUAAUUGAAAUUCGCAGAUACUUGCCUUCGGAUAAUAUAUCAGUGCUAAAUUCUGGUCUGUUCAGAGUCCCGAUGUCAUGCUGUAUCCGAAC
Molecule: messenger RNA, 2480 nt
Organism: Marchantia polymorpha subsp. ruderalis
Lineage: Eukaryota; Viridiplantae; Streptophyta; Marchantiopsida; Marchantiales; Marchantiaceae
Source: the annotation of a GenBank genome assembly